UUCUCUCUUUGCUUCCUACCGCUUCUUCUUUUCUUUAUGUUCACCACCAGAACCAGACUAUCAUCAAGUGGCAAUAACAAUUUGCCACCAUCGCCACCGAGCUUACCGGUGAUUGGAAACCUUCACCAGCUAGGCACUCAUCCGCACCGGUUCCUUCGAGCGCUCUCGGACAAGUAUGGCCCUCUUAUGUUCAUGCACUUGGGCCAAGUUCCAACUCUUAUCGUUUCAUCUGCGGAUAUGGUCAAAGAGAUCAUUAAGACUCAUGACAUCGUUUUCUCCAAUCGACCAAACACUUUAGGUGCUGAGAUCAUGCUUUAUGGCGGCAAAGACGUGGCCUUUUCUUCUUAUGGUGAAUACUGGAGGCUAGCGCGGAAGGUUAGUGUUGUUGAACUUCUAAGCCUCAAACGCGUGAAACUGUUUCAAUACGUCAGGGAAGAAGAAGUCGAUUUAUUGAUCAGCAUAAUACGCAAGGCUUGUUGCUUUGAAGGGUCUGUAAACCUCAGCAAGAUGCUUAUUGCAACCUCUAAUAACAUAGUGGCAAGGUGUAUGCUUGGGCAGAGAGUUGAGGAUGAAAAUGGUCAGAGUCGAUUUGGGGAGCUGUCCAGAAAGAUUAUGGUAGAUUUUAUGGCCUUCAGUGUGGGAGAUUUCUUCCCUUUUUUGAGAUGGGUUGACGUUCUUAGAGGCUUGAAUGGUCGUUUUACAGCAAGCUCUAAAGCAUUAGACAGCUUCUUUGAUAAAGUGAUUCAAGAACACAAGGCAGUAAUGAAAAGCAAUGAUGGUUCUGGUCAAAAUUUGAAAGAUGAUUUCGUCGAUAUUCUUCUCAGAGUUCAGGAGGAAGAGAAUCUGACGCUAGAGCACUUGAAAGCAAUCUUACUGGACAUGUUCGUGGGUGGAAGUGAUACUACUUCAACAGCAUUAGAAUGGUUAAUGGCAGAGCUUUUAAGAAAUCCAAGAGUGAUGAAGAAAGCUCAAGAAGAAGUUAGAAAAGUAGUGGGAAACAAGUCAAAGAUCGAUCCCAAUGAUAUCAACAAAAUGAGCUACUUAAGCUGUGUCAUCAAAGAAAAUCAAAGAUUACACCCUUCACUCCCUCUGUUACUUCCUCGUGAAACAUCAGCAAGUGUAGAAGUAGGAGGUUACCAUGUUCCUGCUAAAACAAGAGUUUUCAUCAAUGCAUGGGCAAUUCAAAGAGACCGCAGUAUAUGGGAAAAGCCAGAGGAGUUCAUCCCAGAGAGAUUUGAGAACAACCCAAUUGACUUAAAAGGUCAAGAUCAUCAUGACUUGGUGGUGUUUGGGUGUGGGAGAAGGGCUUGUCCUGGCAUGUCAUUUGCUAUGGCUAGUAUGGAAUAUGUGGCUGCUAAUCUUUUGUACUGGUUUGACUGGGAGUUGUUUGGAAAUGGGUCCUCCUCAGAUUUGGAUAUGAGCGAAGUUUAUGGGCUUAGUGUUUCAAAGAAAAUGGCUCUUCAUGUUGUGCCAAAACCUUACUCUCCUUGACAUGUCUUAUUUUGAGGGUUAGUUUUAAUAUUAUGGUAAUGCUUUAUGUGGAUUUUGGUGAAGGAAGUGCAAAACAAAACUAGUGUUUUCUACAAAACAAAUAGCAUCUUACUUUUGUUGCAAUAUCUCUUCUAUAUAAUAAGUGUAUAGAUAUGAGAAAUUAUUGGUUUUAA
This is a messenger RNA of Humulus lupulus (European hop), 1664 nucleotides long. Its product is annotated as phenylacetaldehyde oxime monooxygenase CYP71AN24-like. The transcript is spliced from 2 exons. Bases 37 to 1491 code for a protein of 484 amino acids. Gene Ontology annotation, molecular function: iron ion binding; heme binding; oxidoreductase activity, acting on paired donors, with incorporation or reduction of molecular oxygen. Lineage: Eukaryota; Viridiplantae; Streptophyta; Magnoliopsida; Rosales; Cannabaceae. The record is from RefSeq and is a predicted model, not a curated record.